Vigna unguiculata (cowpea) is the source of this 1234-nucleotide messenger RNA. RefSeq names its product spliceosomal protein U1A (gene U1A). The record is from RefSeq and is a predicted model, not a curated record. Lineage: Eukaryota; Viridiplantae; Streptophyta; Magnoliopsida; Fabales; Fabaceae. Gene Ontology annotation, molecular function: RNA binding.
UGUUAUCAUUCAUUAGACCAAUAAUAUGAAAAUUUGAGGGUGGAGAUUAUUAGGCCCACUAGCAAAAGACGACCAAAGCCCAAUUAUUUUGAAAAUCAGCAGUAGCUUCCCCCGCCGUGGCUUAGGGUUUUACCUUUACCCCGUCGUGGAAAAGCUUCGUCUUCUCUUUCACUUGGUGAGCGCAAAAUGUCUGAAGUGAAUGCUACCCCUGAAGUCCCUCAAAACAACACCAUCUACAUCAACAACCUUAACGAGAAGAUCAAGAUUGAUGAGUUGAAGAAGUCUCUGAACGCUGUUUUCACUCAGUUCGGGAAGAUACUUGAGGUGUUAGCUUUUAAAACCCUAAAACACAAAGGUCAAGCUUGGGUGGUCUUUGAGGAUGUCUCUUCUGCUUCCAAUGCUCUGAGGCAAAUGCAAGGAUUUCCCUUCUAUGAUAAGCCCAUGAGAAUACAGUAUGCAAAGACCAAAUCUGAUGUAAUAGCAAAAGCGGAUGGUACUUUUGUUCCUAGGGAAAAACGUAAGAGGCAUGAUGACAAAGGCAAAAAGCGGAAGGACCAACAUGAUGCUAAUUUAGCUGGAAUGGGACUAAAUCCAGCAUAUUCUGGUGCUUAUGGUGCAACACCUACUAUACCUUAUCCAGGUGGUGCAAAAUCCAUGGUACCAGAGGCUCCUGCACCACCAAAUAAUAUUCUCUUUAUUCAGAAUCUUCCCAAUGAGUCAACUCCCAUGAUGCUGCAAAUGCUCUUUCUUCAAUAUCCUGGAUUCAAGGAAGUUAGAAUGGUUGAAGCUAAGCCAGGAAUUGCCUUUGUGGAAUAUGGUGAUGAGAUGCAAUCCACAGUGGCUAUGCAGUCACUGCAAGGUUUCAAGAUAACCCCACAAAACCCUAUGUUGAUAACUUACGCCAAAAAAUAGAUAGCGGUUUCUUGACCUUGUAUUAGGAAGACAGGAAUCCCAUCUUCAGCACAGAGUUGUUAAUCCAGUUAAUACAAUGGUGUAAUGUUAAUUGUCAUCUAUCUUUGGCACAGCCUUGAUUCGAGUAUGAUUGUAGUUACGGAUAAUAACUGUCAUUUUAUACAAAUGUAUUUAGGAAAGUACUAACUAGUUCAAAUUUAUUAUUUUACUUUUUCUAGAUUCGUCAAUUGACCUUCUUUUGCCCUUAUUUGAAGAAUUACCUGCCAGCAUUUGCAGGAUGAAGUUCAGUAAGUGAAUACAUGAUGUCUUCCUUGCACGAGUA